GAGAAGCUUCACUCAUUGAACUUCUGUCUACUUUGCCAUUUCUCUUUACAUUUUUUCCUUCAAUGAUUUGCACCUCAACAAGAAAUACAUCCAACUCAUUCGUUAUGAGCCUGGAAUAGCAUAUUUACCACUCGCUCGAAAACUACAGUCGUCAAUACUUCUUUUGAAAUAAGUAGGAUUUGCUUGUCCAGUAUGAGUUCUUAACUUGUUGACUGUUGUUUUUCCACAGAAGUGAAGCUCUUUAUAUUUAUAUUCCACGAUAUUUGUUAUCCAAAAGCAACAAGAAUCCAGCAUUGCAACAGUCAAAUCUCGUGCUCAAGUACCUUGUGUACAUCGUGUUUCGCCCAAAAUCAAAGAUAUGGCUCGUUUCAGUAAUUUCUUCCGAUCAUCAAAAGAAUUACAAGAGAAACCUGGACGACCACUUCCAUCAGUUGCGCCUUCUGUUGAGGGUCAAGUUGAUGAGCUUACCGACGAUGGCAAUACAGCUUCCAUAAAGAUUACAGAUGGUACAUACGGGAAAUGCAGCACUAACCCAUCCAUAAACAAUGCGAAAAGCAAUGUUUCAUUUAGGACCACCGUUUCGGUUGAAAAUGAAGAAAGCGGCCUCGAACUUAGUGCCCCGAGGAAUAGAGAGCGUGUGAAGGUCUCAGAGCCUAACACUAUGACAAAAUGCGAAGUGUGUCUUAGAGUCAAAAUCAAGAUCGACCCUCCGACACAAGAUUGUGAUGCAAGGCUAAAAAAUUGUGUUAAAUUCUUAUCAAUGCGUGCUAAUGGCAAGUGUGAAUCGGAUUACCGUUUCCCAGACGGUACCACGCAUAGUUUGCCUAACAAGCUUCGAUCCUUGCGGAAAUUCUUGAACAAGCACUUCACUGUACUAGAGAAGUACACUGCACAAAAGACUUCCGUUUCUCAAUCAUUGAGGGAAUAUGUCGAUCAGAACUCCACGGCGAAUUAUGCAUUCGAAAUUCGAACUAUGAACCUAGAAGCCCCAGGAAACGAAAAAAGGUGGCAUUCAUAUUUUUGGGUUCCUAGAAAUUGGGAUCCAGAGAUCUCAAAGUGGUGUUCUGGAAUACGCAAUAAUCUCUUUUGGAGAUACUAUGGUGGAACUUUUCAUGUCUAUCCAGGGCAUUUUUUUUGUCCAAUGGAUGGGAUCAGAGAUUGCCACGGUUCAUGCAAGAGAGUGGAGGGCACAGCAGCUUUGAAAGACUUCUGUUGCGUUCCGAAUGUCAAUCCGAUGACUGUUCGCAUGAGAUGCCGAUGUGCUCCUGAUGGAGGAAAGAAUACCCUUAGACAGAGCUGGGAAAUACGAUUAUAUAGGCGAAUGUCGGAGAGAGAAAAGAGAGAAAAGAGAGAACAGGAAGAAUCGAAAUAUCUAGAAAGACUGAGCUUCGCGAGGUCUAACGGUGAUCGAAAUUCAAGGGUGGAGGUAAGGGAGCAUCCUGAGUCGAGUUCCUGGGCAAAUCCUGGUCUUCAAUUUGAUUCCUUAACGGAUGAUACCAGACAAGUCAUUGAAGAAGCAGAUAGAGUCAUAAAUAAGAGUAAGGAAAAGAAAGAUAAUAGCACGUCAUUGGAAAGCGAGAAUGGUCUACUAAACAUUAGGGAAGAGACCAACACAGAAACCCAGAAUGAAGCGGAUGAUAACGACAUCUUUCCAGAUCUUGUAAAUGAAAACAUUGCAUUCGUCGAUUAUGGUGUUUCCCAGGGCAGCGGUUUAGAAGUACUAGAAAGAAUCCGAGAACCGCCACCUUCUGUGACUCAAUAUGAGAGUAUUCCACCAACUGGCUUGGUGAAUAGUCGAGACAGCAAUACAGAGGAAGGAAUCCGAGUCCAGCGUUUCCGAUCUUCAGUAGCUGAAGAUGAGAGGAUUUUAAGUGCUGGCUAUGAGUCUCCUCAAAGCACUAGUUCAGAAGAAGGAAAAGAAUUUCUGAACUCGCAAUCCCCAUCAGGUCAAGAUGAGAGUACUUCAGCCACUCAACCUUUGAUUCGUCGAAAUAGUAAUUAGAUGGGUGGGAUAUAUUUGAAUAAUGGCGAGCGACUUUGAAUGUAUUUUUGCCUUGGUCAGAAUACACUACAGCGUAUUUCAAGUUUCACUUACUCUGUUGAUAUGAGUUCUUCUUGCUUGUGAUAGGGCCAAUUGCCAAGUCACCGGGUGAUUUAUCUGUAUAGAUAUAUCUUGCAGUGAUUGUCAUGUGACAGUGAAAAGAUUUGUGUAAGUUUUGACAGAUAUCUAGUUGAGGCUUGGUGAAAAAGGUUUUGGUCUCACGGUAUUGUGUGCAGGUAUUCAGCCAACGCAAUCUUGGUGGGCACAAAUCAGGUCAACUUCAUGGAUAUUUCUCAUAAGAUAUACUUUUCUGAAGCCACUCGGAGGUAAGAACAUCCCUUUUAUCUUUUCAAUCUUGGAGAAAAAGCAUACCCGCACAGGAAAUGCGUGACCCGGCUCAUUUGUUAGCUUUAAUAUUCUCGAGCAUGUGAUGAAUUUGAUCAUUGUUUUAGUGAGAUACUUAGGUAAUAUUGAAUUCUGUAUUGUAUUUGAUUAUCAAAUCUCGGCUGGAAUUUCACAAAAUCGUUGAGACUUAGGGGAUCGACAGUGCCA
Molecule: messenger RNA, 2593 nt
Organism: Botrytis cinerea B05.10
Lineage: Eukaryota; Fungi; Ascomycota; Leotiomycetes; Helotiales; Sclerotiniaceae
Exons: 1
Coding region: 359-2002 (547 amino acids)
Source: RefSeq, a predicted model, not a curated record